AUUCGGACGUACCUUGAUGCCUUCCUGCCUUGGAAUGCUGCCUCCGAAGGCAGCAUUUUAGAGCUUUCGGAUGCAGCCUGAAACUAGCGAAUUCCCUCAUCGUAAGCAACAAAGUACAGUUACGAACUGUGUUAGAAACUCUGGGUUCAGACCACACUGCUUUAGCAGUUUGCAGUUUGUGGUUGUAGCUUCAAUAUUUAUACCACGGCAUAAAACCAUAUUGAGCUUGUUGGAACUAUGGGAAGCUUCUUAAGUUGCAACCGAAGAAAGAAAAAACCUGAAAACACUGAUAAUGGCCAUCAGACUGAAACAGCAGCAGACACAAAGACAGAAGAUGUGCUCUAUGCCUCCAUUGACCACGGUAACAUCAGUCCAAACAGACCUGUCCGAGACGUGGAUGACAACGACUGUGAUUAUGCUGUUGUAAAGCUCCCUCAAAACACAACAAACACGGUCAAGCACACAAUCACCGAGGACAGUUCAGAUGAUUAUGUGCUCAUGGGCUGAGCGCUGAGAUGCUCACGUGGCGGAAUUCAGCACAUUCAGCUGGAAUGGACACCUGAGAUACACAAGCACAACUUUAACAGCUUGUCAGCUUUGUAUAGGUUGCAAUGAUAAUUCGCUUUUUAAGUUUUUUAUUUAUUUGGGAUUUGUUUAAAUUAUUAUUACAUUCAGCUAUUUUUGUCAAUGUGAAGUAAAAUAUGUUAAUGACUUUUGAUAUUUUAAAGCAUUUUGAGUAAUUACUACCUUCAUCUAUGUGCACAGUGAAUAAAAGUGCAUAUUAUGUCUCUCUUAUUUUAUGUAUGUGUGAUAUAUAAAGUGAUCUGUAUAAUAAAACUCAAGAGAAAUUUA
Messenger RNA from Labeo rohita (rohu), 852 nucleotides. RefSeq lists its product as uncharacterized. The transcript is spliced from 5 exons. The coding region runs from base 238 to 507 and encodes 89 amino acids. Lineage: Eukaryota; Metazoa; Chordata; Actinopteri; Cypriniformes; Cyprinidae. The record is from RefSeq and is a predicted model, not a curated record.